Molecule: messenger RNA, 1982 nt
Organism: Chaetura pelagica (chimney swift)
Lineage: Eukaryota; Metazoa; Chordata; Aves; Apodiformes; Apodidae
Gene: KLHL41
Product: kelch-like family member 41
Exons: 6
Coding region: 146-1966 (606 amino acids)
Molecular function (GO): protein binding
Source: RefSeq, a predicted model, not a curated record
AUGGACCUAUAUUUAGCUAGCAAGAUUAAGUUGCAGAGGCCUCAGGCAGGGCAAAGCACAUUGGUCUGCCUUUUUUACAGACAGACCUUUGGGCAGAGAACAACUAAAGCUUUCUGCUCCCUCCCCUUUCCCAAGUGUUUGCAAAAUGGAUUCCCAAAGGGAACUCACUGAAGAGCUCAGACUUUACCAAUCCACCCUUCUUCAGGAUGGCCUCAAGGAACUCCUCGAAGAGAAAAAGUUUAUAGAUUGCUCUCUAAAAGCUGGUGACAGAAGCCUGCCUUGCCACAGACUGAUUCUGUCGGCAUGUAGCCCUUAUUUUCGUGAGUAUUUCUUGUCUGAGCAAAAUGAAGAGAAAAAGAAGGAGGUAGUUCUAGAUAAUGUUGACCCCAACAUCCUGGAUAUGAUUGUUAAAUACCUUUAUUCAGCAAGUAUUGAUCUUAAUGAUUCUAACGUGCAAGAUAUCUUUGCUUUGGCCAGUCGCUUUCAGAUCCCUUCUGUGUUCACUGUGUGUGUCUCCUAUCUUCAGAAGAGGCUUGCUGUUGGUAACUGCCUGGCCAUCCUUCGGUUAGGUGUUCUGCUUGAUUGCCCAAGACUUGCAUUUUCUGCUCGUGAUUUUGUCUCAGAUCAUUUUGUGCAGAUCUGCAAAGAAGAGGACUUCAUGCAGCUUGCCCCACAUGAACUUAUUUCAGUUAUUUCACCUGACAGCUUAAACGUAGAGAAGGAAGAACUGGUAUUUGAAGCAGUAAUGAGAUGGGUCCAAACAGACAAGGAGAACAGAGUAAAGAGCCUGGGGGAAAUUUUUGACUGCAUACGUUUUCGUCUUAUGCCAGAAAAAUAUUUCAAAGAACAUGUUGAGAAGGAUGAUAUAAUUAAAAGCAACUCAGACCUUCAGAAAAAAGUAAAGAUUAUUAAGGAUGCUUUUGCUGGAAAACUGCCUGACACUAGCAAAAAUACAGAAAAGUCAACCAAAGGGGAGGUGAAUGGCGAUGUAGGAGAUGAAGAUCUGCUGCCUGGCUACCUAAAUGACCUUCCCAGGCAUGGCAUGUUUGUCAAAGACUUAAUUCUUCUGGUUAAUGACACUGCUGCAGUAGCUUAUGAUCCUCUAGAAAAUGAAUGCUAUCUAGCAGCGCUGGCAGAACAGAUUCCCAGAAAUCAUUCCAGUAUAGUCACCACACAAAAUCAGGUCUACAUUGUUGGAGGACUCUAUGUAGAAGAGGAGAAUAAGGAUCAGCCUUUCCAGUCAUACUUCUUCCAGCUGGAUAGCAUUGCUGGUGAAUGGGUUGCACUUCCCCCACUGCCGUCAGCCAGGUGUCUCUUCGGGCUGGGAGAGUCAGACAACAAGAUCUAUGUAAUUGCAGGCAAGGACCUUCGCACUGAGGAGUCUCUAGAUUCAGUAUUGUGCUAUGAUCCUGUAGCAAUGAAAUGGGGUGAGAUCAAAAAACUACCCAUCAAAGUAUAUGGCCAUGCUACUGUCUCAAACAAUGGAUUGAUAUAUUGCCUUGGUGGAAAAACUGAUGAUAAGAAAUGCACUAAUAGACUAUUUGUAUACAAUCCCAAGAAAGGAGACUGGAGAGACUUGGCUCCAAUGAAAGUGGCUCGCUCGAUGUUCGGAACAGCUGUCCAUAAGGGCAAGAUUUUCAUUGCAGGUGGUGUCACUGAAGAAGGCCUUACUGCAUCUGUUGAAGCUUUUGAUCUGACCACCAACAAGUGGGAGGUUAUGCCUGAAUUUCCUCAAGAGAGAAGUUCCAUCAGUUUAGUCACCUUAAGUGGAGCUUUGUAUGCUAUUGGAGGCUUUGCAAUGAUUCAGCUUGAGUCUAAAGAAUUUGCACCCAGUGAAGUCACUGACAUAUGGAAGUAUGAUGAUGAAAAGAAAGAAUGGAUUGGCAUACUGAAAGAGAUCCGAUAUGCUGCUGGAGCCUCCUGCCUGGCUACGCGCUUAAACCUCUUCAAGUUAUCAAAACUGUAAAGAAAAUGCUGGAAAA